AGAGUCGUUCAAACCGAAACGAUUCCUCAUGGAUUCACUGCUUCUGGCGCGGAUGCCAGCGUGUUUUUUUUCCCCCACGGAGGAUUGAGAUCAAACCCUGAACAGCAGAGAUGUUAGCAAUUCAAAAGCAAGCCCAAGUGACCGCAGGCGUGUGGGAAAGGAAAGGAUCUGAUCUGAUCUGAUCUAAUCUGGUUAGAUCUCAUGUGUCUUUGUGGUUUUUUUAUCAGUGCAAUGUGAUGCUGGGAGCGCAAACUUCAAUCACAAACACAGCUGUUUGGACUUCUGGUGUAAAAAUGAGCGUGGAUGCGCUGGACAUCUGGUCACAUCUGGAUAGAUUGGUGGAGAGAGAGGAUAAAAGACGAAGUCGCGCUGUGGAAACAAUAUAAACACAGAGCUGCUGUGGCAGGGAUCAACUGAUGCAACCAUUCCAGUGGUGUAACGGGUGCUUCUGCAGUUUGGGAUUGAUCUUCUCCAAUAAGUCGUGCACCAUGCCACCCGUCACAUUUCAGGACCUGCCGCUCAACAUCUACAUGGUGAUCUUUGGGACAGGCAUCUUCGUCUUCGUGCUCAGCCUCAUAUUCUGUUGCUACUUUAUAAGUAAGCUGAGACACCAGGCACAAAGCGAGAGGUUUGGAUAUAAAGAGGUCAUCUUGAAAGGGGACACAAAGAAGUUGAAUCUUCAUGGGACAUGUGCUGUGUGCCUGGAGGACUUCAGGGUGAAGGACGAACUGGGAGUCCUGCCGUGCCAACAUGCCUUCCACAGGAGAUGUGUGGUGAAGUGGCUGGAGGUGCGGUGUGUGUGCCCCAUGUGUAACAAGGCCCUGGGUGGAGGAUCGGAGCAGCACCACAGCAUAGGCACACUGCUGGACGAGCUGGUCUAGAGGAGACGAAAAUGUUUCGAGUAUGAAGAGACGCUUUAAUUUUCACAAUUUAAUUCGAAAUCUGACUCAGAGCUGCUGGACCUUUUGGCUGAUCCAGGCCUUGUCUCAAACUGGACCUCAGUAAACAGAGGAGAAACAUGGCUGAAGAAGAAGGAGCUGAGAUGAUCCAUGCACAUUCCAGCGAUGUUCUGUACACUGCCACUUAACUGAACACUGCCACUGAUGAGCCCAAGACGGUUGUACACAAUGCUGCAUGUGUGUGUGUUUUAUCACCAAUUCCAGCUACAUUUUCACAAACUAGCAACUGUGUUUCUGAAACACCAGCACAGAUUCAUGAUGUUUUUUUGUAACGUUUAAAAGUGUUUCUAGACUUGUAACAAUCGUAUGAUUUCAAUGAUUGUGAGUUGUAACAUUGCCAUAUAAUGGAUUUAGCUAGUUUUCUGUUCUCAGGCUUCUGUUUUUUUUUUUUUUUUUACAAUUUUCUGGGCCAGAAAUUAGCUCCACCCCCAGCCACACCAGAGCAUUGCCUGGUAAAAGGCUAAAAGUUAUACAAGGUUGCAAAAGAAGAAGAAGGCUUGCUGCAAAUGUUUUUCAAUUGCAAGUCAUCAGGAAUUGGAAGAAGGCUCUAUAAAUCGCGUACUGCUUCUUUAAUUUUAAACAGAUGGCCAGCUUUUCUUACAACUGUUCUAGAUUCUAGAGAUGGACAGUAUAAAAAUUAUAUAAGUAUCUUAGGGAAUACAAACACACAAUAUGUGAAAUAUGGCCAUUGAGCAUAAAUGAGCUAAAUUGUUAGCCUAAUUCAUUAGCUACUUUAAGCUUAGUGGCCAUAUUUCACAUACUGUGUGUGUCUGUAUACCAUAAAAUAUUUAUUUUAAUUGAAAUUCUUCAUGCAGGUGGAAGAAGGCUCUUAAAAUCACAUACUACUUCUUUAAUUUUAAACAGAUGGCCACUUGUAUUGGUUGUAUUGCUUUUCUUAUAAGGCUAGGAAGAAAAGUGUUAUCAAAAUGUUUUAUAGAAUACAAACACACUAUAUACAAAAUAUGGUCAUUGAGCAGUAGCAAGCUAAUAAAUUAUGAUAAUAUUUAGCUACUAAACACAUAGCUGUUGACUCUUUUAUAGCAGAAACAAGACAAACCCAUUGGAAAUACCAAUAUUUACCUCAAAUGUGUUGGUAAAUUAGUAGGAAAAGUGUCUGUAAGACUACAAUUACACUGUAAUUACAUUUAGCAUUGACCGCUAACCAAACUACUUUGGAUUCUGCCAUAUUGAGAAACAUGAAUCAACUCCUGAACUAGAAGCUGUUAAAAAAAGUUCAGCAGGGAAGUAAUGAAUAUUUGAAGAGUGUGCUGUGUAUGUGGACUUUUCUUGAAACAUGAUAAAUACACAACCUCCAUUUUGACACAGAACCCUUCAUGUAGGAAUUGUUGUUGCUAGGCAACUUGGAAAUGAGGCGCUGAGCAUAAACAAGCUAGUGACAGAGGCUAGCUAGCAGAUUCACUUAGCUAGACUGUAACAGGUCAGGUUUUAUGGAUAAUCUAAAGGCAAAAUGACAGUGGAAAUGAGACAAAACUGUCAGGAAUAUCAACAUUUCUCUCAGAUAUGUUGGUAGAUUACAAAUAAAAGGCUUUAUACAGCUAAAAUAACACUGUAAUUACUAAAUUGCUAGCCAAGCACCAAUAAAAUCUUAGCAAGUAAAAAGAAUAUAGCCAUGAAUAUAGCCAUGUUUAUAAAGUUUUUCCCAUUAUUAUUAUAAAUAGUUUACAAUAAACUAAAUAAAUGAUUAUUAAACCUGUUUCUAGUAAGCCAUUUUUAUUAUUUUCAAGCUAUUAUCAGCUCAUUUUUCUAAUUCAAGAAUUUGUUUCUAGAAAGAAGAAAGAUUAUCUGCCAAUAGAAUAAGAAAAGCUUGAAAUGUGUAAAAGCAUCUAAAACAGGAUGAAUACUAUUAUAUUUGAUUUAUAAUAAGAAAUAUUAGAUAGAUUUGCCCAUAUUUAAGAUAUUUUUGAAGUGUUGAGAGAUGUCAACAUUAUGUCACACCUCAUGAACUUGCAGCUAUUUAAGAAAUGACAAAUUAACAUUUUAUGUGAUUUAUUUUUUUGAUUGCAAAUGCCAGAAAAGUGGCUCCUCUGCAAAAAUAAUAUAAUAUAAUAUAAUAUAAUAUAAUAUAAUAUAAUAUAAUAUAAUAUAAUAUAAUAUAAUAUAAUAUAAUAUAAUAUAAUAUAGAUGAAUACACCCCAAUCUGAAUGUAGCAGAAACUGAAUCUGUGUUCUGUCACUUUUUAGAAUUAAUAGUGAAAUAUUUGUAAAGUAUGUGUUAAAAAAAAGAGGUUUAUCACCCAGCUUUUGUUCAUUCUUUGAAUUCAGCACUGAAAUCUAUUGAAAUUUUGUGCGACAUCGGUUUGAAUACACAGUGCCAACAUUAGUUCCCAUGUGUAUAAACUUUUUUCUCUCUUUGUGUCCUUCUGUUUUGUAACAGAGUUAAUAUUCCUGUUGAAACAUUUCAUUGUUUAUGUCAGUGUUGAGAAUAAAUCAGAACUGCAAUGCUUCAGUGUCCACCGGUCUUUACAGUGUGUGUGUGUGUGUGUUAGUUUUACAUCAGGUUUUAG
Molecule: messenger RNA, 3483 nt
Organism: Pangasianodon hypophthalmus (striped catfish)
Lineage: Eukaryota; Metazoa; Chordata; Actinopteri; Siluriformes; Pangasiidae
Gene: rnf122
Product: ring finger protein 122
Exons: 6
Coding region: 417-881 (154 amino acids)
Source: RefSeq, a predicted model, not a curated record